Scophthalmus maximus (turbot) is the source of this 3926-nucleotide messenger RNA. It is a transcript of the gene zdhhc16b, whose product is annotated as zinc finger DHHC-type palmitoyltransferase 16b. Bases 847 to 2142 code for a protein of 431 amino acids. Gene Ontology annotation, molecular function: palmitoyltransferase activity. Gene Ontology annotation, cellular component: Golgi apparatus. Gene Ontology annotation, biological process: protein palmitoylation. The record is from RefSeq and is a predicted model, not a curated record. The transcript is spliced from 9 exons. NCBI's taxonomy places the organism in Eukaryota, Metazoa, Chordata, Actinopteri, Pleuronectiformes, Scophthalmidae.
GCUCAUACUGGCAACAAAGAUAGAGAAAGAUUUCAGUUAUCAAACACAAUGCAACAGCCAUGAACGUACUCCAUUUUCAAAAAAAAAUUCCAUCCUCGUCCAUGUUCCAGUUGUGGACCGACCGAACAUGCAGGAGGUAGAGGUCACCACGGAGUUGUCAGGGACAGAAAACAGGUGAGCAGCAGCUGUGGUCCAAGUGGUGAGUCACCGGUCGGUCUACCAGCCAGAACUUUGCUGCAGAUUAUUACUUUGUAGCACAAGGUUCAGAGAUUCAGAUGAUGAGUUGCAGGAAGUCCUUUAAUUCCUGUCAUUCCUAACCUCAGCUGUUUGUCUGACUCGUCCCGGUGAUUUCUGGCUUCCGUGCGUUUGUCAUAGAUGUGAUGUGGUCAGUUUCUUGUCCAACAUUGACAGAAAGUGUGUAUGCUGAGCAGAAACAUCGCUGAGUGACAGUAUAGAGCAGAUUGAACUGUGGUCGGGAGUCAGGAGUCAAAUAGCAGCUGACAACGACAGCGAAGCGCGGCUCCAACCUGCUAAAGGCUCCUGGUUAUUAUUAAUGCUCGCCGUUUUGGAGAAGCCGAACAGCCGAACAAGCCUUAUCAGUGUAACCAAUACUCACUUUCAUGAAAUGAUGCCCCGGGAUCAGGUGGCCACUUUAUUUCCUUCUCACGGCACGCGUCCCUUCCCUCCUACAGGGUUACCACUCUGCGCCAGUUUCACCAGGAGGGUUUUUGGCCCUGACGCCUGGAUUUGCUGUUUAAUUAUUCACAGAAGAAGUUUAUUUGUUGGAUCGAGUGGGCGUAGCUCAUUACCCUGAGAGCUCCCGCACACGAAGGAUGUUUUUCUAGGAUGAGGUCCCCGAACGAGUCGUCCUGUCAGUCGCCUCCGAUGGAAACUUCAGCGGUGAUCAGGCUCCGCCACGACGAGCUGCUGUUCUACGCAGCCUGUGUUUGUAACGGUUGGUGCGUGUGUCUGUUUGUAUGUGUGUGUGUGGAAGGCAGAGUGUGUAGGAGAGGAGGAGGAGGAGGAGGAGGCGGCGGCCGCGGCGGAGGUGGUAGCGGUGGCAUGCUUAUGGGCAGCAGCUGGAGGUGGCAGCUCUCCCGGGCCAUGCGACUCACACUGCGCUGGUGCCGGCCAUGCCGCCCCCAGAGAGGCGGAGGGAACAAAGGCCAACUGUCGGAGCUGUGGAGUUACAGCGGGCUGCUGCUCAAGUCGCUGUAUCACAACAGCCUCAGCAACUCGGACACUCUGCUGGACUGUGUGUUCGAGCCCGUCUACUGGAUCGUGGACAACGUGACCCGCUGGUUUGGAGUGGUGUUUGUCUGUCUGGUCGUCCUCCUGACGACCUCCGUCGUGGUCGUCGUCUACCUGUACAUCCUGCCCACGAUCAUCAGCACCUACCCUGUGCACUGGGUCGUCUGGCACCUCUGCUGUGGCCACUGGCUCCUUGUCAUGGUGGUCUUCCAUUACUACAGGGCCACCACCACCUCUCCGGGACACCCACCAAAGGACAAAAUUCACAUUCCGUCAGUUUCCAUCUGUAAGAAGUGCAUCACUCCAAAACCACCCAGGACGCACCACUGUAGCAUCUGCAACAUGUUUGUUUUGAAGAUGGACCACCACUGUCCCUGGCUGAACAACUGCGUCGGCCAUUUCAACCACCGCUACUUCUUCUCCUUCUGCCUCUACAUGACACUGGGAUGCUUCUACUGCAGCGUCAGCAGCAAGGACUUGUUCCUGGAGGCGUACGGCUCCGUCGAGAGUUAUUAUCAGACCCCCUCUCCAGCCUUCACCUUCAGAGAAACCACCGCUCACAAGAGUGUCAUCUAUCUCUGGGUGCUGACCAGCUCGGUGACAUUGGCUCUGGGAGGACUCACCCUGUGGCACGCCAUCCUCAUCUCCAGGGGGGAGACCAGCGUGGAGCGCCACAUCAACCGCAAAGAGAUCAGAAGACUGGAGGAGAAGGGCAAGGUGUUCAGAAAUCCCUAUCACCAUGGCUGCGUGAGCAACUGGAAGUUACUGCUGGGUGUGGAGAAAAGAAGCCACUGGGUCACUCGGGUCCUGUUACCCUCCAGCCAUCUUCCCCACGGAGACGGCAUCGUGUGGGACUGUACCUUCACCAGGAGAGACCCCAUGGCCAUCUGACCCGCAACGCUAAUUUAUUGAGGACCACAUCAGACACCUUCAUUCUGCGUUUACGCUACAAGCAACGUGUCCAUGGUGUGCCGCACAAAAUCUCCCUCUGCUGUGGUGGCAGACAUUUGACAAGGAAAAAGGCGAUUUGUUGUGUGAAUUUGUCUGGACAUAACCACCAGUGAUUCCUCAAAAAAAAGAACAACGACCUUCACCCUCUCACUGCCCGCUUUUCCUUGUGACCUUCACCCUUCCACUGCAGUUGCUGUCGGCCGAACUGAUUGACAGAAGGCGCUGCUGGUUCGGCGCAAAAAUCUUUCUCUCUCGUGCGUUCCUUGCACCAGCGCUACAGCCUCUUAUAAGCAGCGCAGGAUGGGAGGGGGGGGAUUGCAGUGAAGAGCUUCAUGACGCCUCAUCCAGGAGUGUUGCAACUUCAAAACAUUCAAUUCUUUCACAUUUCAAGGGAAGACUACAUUUCUCCACGACUGUCUCCUUUUUACAAAUGAUUGUGUCUUACCUGAAGACGUGAAACAUUAUGUGCGUGUGUUUGUUUUCACUGCUUCAACCAGGAACUUUACAAGUUUAUCCUAUGUAGCAUCAUUCCUGGAUGAACAGCACCUUCUGUUCUGUUGCACCCUCUGUACCCAUCCGACAUUUCCCUCCAGACAGUGACAAAGCAGCCGCAUCAGUGCUGUCGAGAAAGCAGCCACCAUCCUUCCGCUAAGAGGGGAAUAAACGCUCGGGGCUUGGUUGUUUCUCUUUCUUUAAACCAAUCACAACUGCCUCGGGUGGCGCUCAGCUGACAGCGCCCCCUGAGAAAUAGUAUCGAAGGGGCAACAUCUGCAAGUGGCAAAGAAAAAGGCAACAAUAACGAAAGUCUGUGUGAUCGCUAAAUCCAAAUAUUUGUCAGAGCGAGAGGAGAAUGCCACGUGAGAAGUGACCAGUGGCAGGUUUUUUUUACUCACCGUGUGCAUCCUGCGAGUCAGAUCUCUCUUUUCAGAGAUGAUAAAAUAUCAAAUAUAACAUUUGACACUGUCACCUGUAUCCCUGACAUCUGUCGAGUUAUAGAUCUGAGCCUAGAACUUCUGGUGUGUACGUGUCUUGGGCUGACGACAAAUCCCAGUGUUUCUUAAUGUGAAGGGAGGCAAGGCAACGAGAUGAACACACACUUUCGAGUUUGAUUAUUGUUCGGUUAAUGUGUAAAACUUUAACCAACGCGAAGAGCUGUGCACGUUCACACCGUACCUGUGGUUCAAAAAACUUGUGCAGUCCAAAACACAACCACAACACACUGCAGAACUUGUGUUCUGGCUCCAAAGACGAGCGAACAAUCAAGAGUUUUUAACUUCUCUUGAAUUUAUGACUUGAACCCUUUUUCUCACCAAGUGGAGGUGAAGGGAAACAACGACCUGAAACAGCCCAAACUAUACCCACCUCCCCUCCCCAGUCUAUACACAGGGUAUAAAGAUAAAGAUCUGGACUAGAGGGGUAUAUUCUGGGCUAGUCCAGUUUAUACCGGGGGGUACAGACUGGUGGGGGGUUCACGUGGGCUGCUACACCAGCACAGCUCAGUUUAUCAUGUGUAACUUAUUUAACACUGAAAAAGUUGUGUGCCUUGUUUGAGGGGUUCAGCGUUUAAACUGAGGCACUGUGAUUCCAAUGUUUUUUUUUAGUAAUUUUUUGAGUUGGAUCUGUAGUUGCCAUAGAAACGUGACAUAACUUGUGACCAAUUGGAGCUGUGCUCCAGUUUGAUCUAAUGUCUUUUUCUUCUUUUUAAAUAAAACAAGUGUUUCAUA